UGCUUUCUGCGUUUCAGUUCUUUCUGGCUGCGGAAUGCGCAGCCCCCGCAGCCGUGUGUGUGUGUGUUGUCCACAAAUGUGUAGCCCGAGUAGCCGUGUCAGUCUUCGCACUGCGAGGUGGCCGUGGCUGAGCCGCCUCCCCUCCGGGCUCUGCUUUCUCCGCAGCGGGGGGCUCAGCAACCUCCUGUACAGGUGCACGCUGCCCGACCACGUGGCCGUCGCGGAGAACGAACCGCGCCAGGUCCUGCUGCGCAUCUACGGAGUCAUCCUUCAGGGUGUCGACUCACUGGUCCUCGAGAGCGUCAUGUUCGCCAUCCUGGCUGAGCGGGCGCUGGGGCCACGGCUCUACGGCAUCUUUCCUCAGGGUCGCCUGGAGGAGUACAUCCCGAGCCGCCGCCUGCUCACGGAGGACCUGCCGGAGCCCAGCAUAUCGCGGGAGAUCGCCUCCAAGAUGGCUCGCUUCCACGGCAUGGUGAUGCCCUUCAACAAGGAGCCCAAGUGGCUGUUUGGGACGAUGGAGAGGUACCUGAAGCAGAUCUCCGAGCUCACCUUCCCGCAGGAGGCCCAGCUGCAGAAGCUCCGUAAACUCAAGGCAUACAACCUGGAGGCAGAGAUGCGCAGCCUCAGGGCUCUGCUCGAAGCCACUCCGUCCCCUGUGGUCUUUUGCCACAACGACGUGCAAGAAGGGAACAUCCUGCUCCUGGCCGGGCGCGGGGCCGCGCCCACCGACCGCCUCAUGCUGAUCGACUUCGAGUACAGCAGCUAUAACUACCGGGGCUUCGACAUCGCCAACCACUUCUGCGAGUGGGUGUACGACUACAGCCACGGCCAGUGGCCCUUCUACAGGUCCCGCCCGGAAAACUACCCCAGCCACGGCCAGCAGCUGCAUUUUAUCCGGAGCUACCUGGAGGAAGCAGGUGGGGGUGACGCCCCUGCCUCCCCCGAAGAGCAGGAACGGAUCGAGGCCGCGAUGCUCCUGGAGAUCAGCCGGUUCACCAUGGCCUCCCACUUCUUCUGGGGCUUGUGGUCCAUCUUGCAGGCCAAGAUCUCCACCAUUGAGUUUGGCUACCUGGAGUACGCACAGUGCCGCCUCGAGGCCUACUUCCAGCAGAAGGCGCUGUGCGAGUGAGCGGGGCCGGCCGGCCUCCGGAGGACGAGGCCCUUGGCGGACGUCAGCUGGACCACGCUCCCCGAGGACGGCGGGACUGGCCGGCCCAGCCCCGUUCCGAAGCAGCGCUUGCCUUCGGCGGCUGGCUGGAUGAGGCCGGGGCCACGGAAGCGGGAAGGAUGCUGGUGCAUUUCCGCCUCGGCGUUUGACGGAGGACGGGGUGGUGACAGGUGGCUCGCAGGGGACAGGAGGUCUCUGCCCUUCGGGGCUGGACAGAGGGACUGCCCCGGCCACCUCCGCCGGCCUGCUGCCCCCGCCUGCCGCCUCGCCACGUGCCCACACAUUCCUUCCCCGGCUGACGGGAGAUGUGCCCACAUUCCACCCUUCCCUGCGCGCCCCGAAGCGCCGCCCUGUCCAGCCGCCUCCACCCCACCGCCUCCUGUGCCUGGUCUCGGCUGGCGCGCCUGACGUGACGCCCUCGGGCGGCAGCCUGGGAAAGGGAGUGGCACGCCGUCGUCUGGAGCCAAGGGCUGCGGCGCGAGAGCCGGCCCGGCCCGGCCCGGGAGCAUUCCCUCACCGUCGCGUGUGCCGCUUGCCGUGGCCUGGCCGCGGCGUUCCUUGCCCCAGCGUAUGGCCCUGGAGGGACGCGUGGGGGCCGGGCCGGGCCAGCCGACACUUGGGAGCAGCCGAGCGGAGCUUGGGGGCCCACUGGGCAUGGGAAGGCCCCACGCCGCCCUUUCCUGCCCGUGGAGGGUGCCACCCCACAGCUGGUGCAGCCCGGCAGGCUCCGGAUAGCGUGGUGAGGCAGAGGAAGAGGCCGGUAGCUGGCUGUCGAGCGGCUCCUGUGGGGCCCUCCUGCCCUGGGCAGUGCCCGGGCCGCCUGGCACCACGCGCGUGGGCCCCGGACCAAGGGCUGGCCCACAUCCUGUGUCCUCCUGUCGUGGGGAGGGAGAGGGGCAGCGCGCCCGGAGCAUUCGCACCAUUCCUGGGGAAGAGGCGGGCUUGCGCGCUGGGUUGUGCGGAAGGAAGCCGCCUGAGCCGGCUCGCUUUGCCAGGCCGAGUCUGUCCAGCAGGGGGCCGGCAAUCCGGGGGGCGGCUCUGCCCCGGAACCACUUGCAGUGCCUGCCCGCCCUCUGUCCUCGGGCCACUUUUUCUACCGUUCCUGAUCAAUAAUGGGAUAUAAACUUUCUAGCCCCAAUAAACACCCGGCCCUCUGGGCCACCAGACGC
Messenger RNA from Varanus komodoensis (Komodo dragon), 2337 nucleotides. RefSeq names its product choline kinase beta (gene CHKB). The record is from RefSeq and is a predicted model, not a curated record. The transcript is spliced from 10 exons. Gene Ontology annotation, molecular function: choline kinase activity; ethanolamine kinase activity. Gene Ontology annotation, cellular component: cytoplasm. Gene Ontology annotation, biological process: phosphatidylethanolamine biosynthetic process; CDP-choline pathway. Lineage: Eukaryota; Metazoa; Chordata; Lepidosauria; Squamata; Varanidae. Bases 35 to 1129 code for a protein of 364 amino acids.